AUGAUAUACAGUGGUAGCAAGCAGCAGCAGCAGCAGGUCGAGCAUACUGAAUCUAUCUCACCCUGCAUUGCACUCCAUCAGGGAUUCAGGAUGAACCAUGGGCAGCAGCAGCCGUACCACCUGAGCAACACGGUGAUCGGCUACCUCAACCUGCUCACGCUGCUCGCCUCCAUCCCCGUCAUCGGCGCGGGCCUCUGGCUGGCGCACGCCGCCUCCGCCGCGCCGGGCCCCACGUGCCAGUCCGCGCUGCAGGCCCCGCUGCUCGCCGUCGGCUUCGUCGCCUUCCUCGUCUCGCUCCCGGGCUUCGUCGGCGCGCGCUACCACGUCUCAUGGGCGCUCUGGCUCUACCUGCUCGCCGUGCUCCUCCUCGUGCUCUUCCUCCUCGGCGCCACCGUGUUCGGCCUCGCCGUCACGGCGGGCGGCGGCGGCAGGAUGGUGCCCGGGAGGCCCUACCGCGAGUAUCGGAUGCGGGACUACUCGCCGUGGCUGCGGGGCCACGUGUCCGCCGACCGGUACUGGCGCACGGCGCUGGCGUGCGUGGCCAGCUCCAGGGCGUGCCCCAAGGUGGCCGGAUGGACGCCCGACGACUACAUGCGCCGCGACCUCACGCCCGUGCAGUCCGGAUGCUGCAAGCCGCCCACGUCCUGCGUCUACGGCGGCGACGGGCUGACGGGCCAGGGCCCGGCGGUGGUGGCGGUGCAGGACGAGGACUGCUUCCGGUGGCAGAACGACCCGGCGGUGCUCUGCUACGGCUGCGACUCGUGCAGGGCCGGCGUGAUGGAGCAGCUGCGCCGCCACUGGCACAACGUCACCGUCGUCAACGCCGUGCUGCUGCUGCUGCUCAUCGCCGUCUGCUCCUGCGGCUGCUGCGCCUUCCGCAACGCCCGCCGCGCCGAGUACGCCUACGCCGGACGCAUGUCCAAGAUCCACCCGCGAUGGGACUACUUCUGGUCAAGGUGGUGGCGUGGCCACAGAGAACAAAUCUAUUAA
Molecule: messenger RNA, 990 nt
Organism: Triticum turgidum subsp. durum (durum wheat)
Lineage: Eukaryota; Viridiplantae; Streptophyta; Magnoliopsida; Poales; Poaceae
Source: the annotation of a GenBank genome assembly